Molecule: messenger RNA, 2334 nt
Organism: Mizuhopecten yessoensis (Yesso scallop)
Lineage: Eukaryota; Metazoa; Mollusca; Bivalvia; Pectinida; Pectinidae
Product: elongation factor Tu, mitochondrial-like
Exons: 2
Coding region: 35-1441 (468 amino acids)
Biological process (GO): mitochondrial translational elongation
Cellular component (GO): mitochondrion
Molecular function (GO): GTPase activity; translation elongation factor activity; GTP binding
Source: RefSeq, a predicted model, not a curated record
CAUCCUUAAGUUGGGACAUGCGUGCCAUCGUUGAAUGUUAGGGGGUCACAACAUGGCGUCGAUUAUUACCCGUCAAAUUCUCUUCGACAGGCUUCUAAGCUCCAAAUUAUCACUUUGCAAAAGGGCAAUAUCUUUAUCGAACAUUCUUUUUCAAAAGCCUCCAGCGCCGGGACAGAAAAAGGUAUAUUUGCGAGAAAAACCACACUUGAACAUCGGUACCAUCGGGCACGUGGACCACGGAAAGACGACAUUGACAGCCGCGAUCACCAGAGUCCUUUCGCAAAAAAAGGGCGCAAAGUUCCUUAAAUAUGAUGACAUAGACCGAGCACCCGAGGAAAGAAAGCGAGGGAUUACCAUCAACACCGCUACAGUGGAAUAUAAUACGGAAAAACGCCAUUAUGGUCACAUCGAUUGUCCGGGCCACGCCGAUUACAUAAAAAACAUGAUCACAGGAACCGCCCAGAUGGAUAGCUGUAUUUUGGUGGUAGCAGCUACAGAUGGAACUAUGCCGCAGACGAGAGAACAUCUUCUGCUUGCUAAACAGAUCGGUAUAGACAAGCUCGUAGUGUUUAUAAACAAGGCUGAUGCAGCUGAUGCUGAAAUGAUUGAAUUAGUGGAGAUGGAAAUAAGAGAAACGCUUACUGAGUUCGGCUUUGAUGGGGAAAACACUCCUGUUAUAAUUGGAUCUGCCUUGCAGGCUCUUGACGGGGUCAACGAUGAACUUGGGGCUAAUAAAGUCCGGGAACUACUUGAUGCUGUUGAUAGUUAUCUCCCUGACAUGAUACGUGACCUUGACAAAGAUUUCCUUAUGCCUGUUGAGAGUGUAUUCACCAUUUCUGGGCGUGGAACAGUUGUGUCCGGGCAGGUUGUGCGUGGUAUUGUGAACAAAGGAGAUGAUGUAGAGCUGAAGGGUCAUGGUUUCAAUUUAAAAACCACACUUACUGGAAUCGAGAUGUUUAAUAAAAGUCUCGGGAGAGCUGAAGCUGGAGAUCAGCUUGGAGCACUUCUGCGUGGUCUGAAAAAGGAAGAAGCAAGAAAAGGAAUGACGCUCAGUAAACCGGGAAGCAUUGUGUCAGGAAAUAAUAUUCAGGCAAAAGUUUACCUGUUAAACCGUGAGGAAGGUGGAAGGAAGAACCCCUUUAUAGAUGGCACCCAAGCCCAGAUGUACAGUACAACUUGGCGAUGUCCAUUUUUCUUUCAAUUGGAUGAAAACAAGCCCAUCUUGAUGCCAGGAGAAGAUGCCACUGUUGAUAUAUAUCUACUGAAGAACAUGUGUGUGGAUGCUGGGCAGCGUUUCACUAUCCGGGAUGCCAACACCACAACAGGGUAUGGUGUCAUCACCAAAGUCUAUCCUGAUGUAGACAUGGAAGGCUUUCUAGCAAAAAGAAAGAAAGAAAAAUCAGCAAAGAAAAAGGCAGAAAAAAAGGCUGAAGGGACAUAACUAUGAGAACAAAAGAUUUAAUGUCGGUCGACUCGGACUUGAUCGUCAAGACAUUGCUUUGGAAACCAUUUUUGAAGGAAAGAAAGUGUUAGAUUAAUUUUUAUAUUACAGCUAAAACUGUUCUAAUGAAACUGUAUGGUCGUUUCAUUUGCUCAUCAGAUCCAAUGAAGGUCUUUAUGAAAUUUUAUUUGACUAUUCGGUCGUUGAGCAGGAUUAUGUAUUUUUGUGAAGAAAGUCUGCACAUCAGGUGUUCUUGUGCAUAUAUGCUAUAGUGCUACAAAAUAUGCUGUCCACUGUAUGUAGAUAUAUGUUGAAAGAAACCGUAUAGAUAAAAAGAUGUUAGAAACAUGUUUGGAGUGAUGAGAAAACAUUACAAACAUGUUCAUUGCAAAUUACUUGAUUGAAAAAAUGAGUGGAAUACAAACUUUCAGUAUUUGUAAAUACACUGUACAAAAUGUACUGUACCUACAAAAGAUGAUUUCGAAAACUCCUGUGUCUUCCCAAAAAAUUGUGGCAUUUCAUGAUAAUGUGUGGUUGGCUAUUUUAGUGAGCAUAAAAUUUAGCAUUCAAAGUUAUCAACUAUACAGUAUUUCAUAGUUACCUCAUUUCUUGGCAUUCAAAUGAUUUCUAUAAAUUCUACAUCAAAUGAAGCCUUUGGGCAAGUGAUUUGUUCGUGAUAUUAUCAUUAUGCCAGUUUGAUUUCAUUGCUUCAGUAGCUAAUCAACUUGGCUGUCAUUCAUUUUCAUUUUGGAAGACAUUUUUUAUGACUAUCUGGAAUUUUCGAAGACAUCUGUGGUAAUGUUUUCUGUACUGAGUGAAUGAAUCAUAAAUAUAUAUUGUUCUUGUGUACCAAUAUGUGUUUCUUGGAAUUAAAAAAUGGACAAUGAAUCCCA